Molecule: messenger RNA, 1180 nt
Organism: Apaloderma vittatum (bar-tailed trogon)
Lineage: Eukaryota; Metazoa; Chordata; Aves; Trogoniformes; Trogonidae
Gene: VDAC1
Product: voltage-dependent anion channel 1
Exons: 8
Coding region: 1-852 (283 amino acids)
Biological process (GO): monoatomic anion transmembrane transport
Cellular component (GO): mitochondrial outer membrane
Molecular function (GO): voltage-gated monoatomic anion channel activity
Source: RefSeq, a predicted model, not a curated record
AUGGCUGUUCCACCUGCAUAUGCUGAUCUGGGCAAAUCUGCCAGGGAUAUUUUCACCAAAGGAUACGGUUUUGGGUUAAUAAAACUCGAUUUGAAAACAAAAUCUGAAAACGGACUGGAGUUUACAAGCUCAGGUUCAGCAAACACAGAAACGAGUAAAGUUAGUGGUAGUUUGGAAACAAAAUACAAAUGGGUGGAAUAUGGAUUGAUGUUCACGGAAAAGUGGAACACCGACAACACACUAGGCACUGAGAUCACUCUUGAAGAUCAGCUCGCACGUGGCCUGAAGCUGACCUUUGACUCCACCUUCUCUCCUAACACUGGGAAAAAGAGUGCUAAAGUUAAGUCGGGGUACAAAAGAGAACACAUCAACAUCGGCUGCGACAUGGAUUUUGAUAUUGCUGGCCCCUCGAUACGUGGAGCCCUGGUGCUUGGCUACCAGGGGUGGCUGGCAGGUUACCAAAUGACUUUCGAGACAGCCAAGUCCAGAGUAACCCAAAGCAACUUUGCUGUUGGCUACAAGACCGACGAAUUCCAGCUUCAUACGAAUGUGAACGACGGAACGGAAUUCGGUGGCUCCAUUUACCAGAAGGUAAACGACAAACUGGAAACAGCCGUGAAUCUUGCGUGGACGGCUGGUAAUAGCAACACUCGCUUCGGAAUAGCAGCCAAGUAUCAGAUUGACCCAGAUGCCUCUUUUUCUGCUAAAGUGAACAACUCCAGUCUGAUUGGAUUAGGAUACACACAGACUUUAAAGCCAGGUAUCAAACUGACACUGUCGGCUUUGUUGGAUGGCAAGAAUGUCAACGCAGGUGGUCACAAACUUGGUCUAGGCUUGGAAUUUGAAGCAUAAGGAGCGAUUCCACAACUGCAAAUUUGAAAAUACAGCAUAGCUACCUUCAGAAUAUAGUGUACCUUUCGAUGUUUUGUCUGGGAUGCAAGUAUUGCUAAGUAUCAGUCCUGCUAGUCCUGGUUAAAGACAGCUAAGUUUUAAAAUGGUGUUGUUAAAGAAAUGGAGAUAAAAGCAUAAAACCUUUUCCUAAGUUCAGGCGCUUUCUUCUUUUUAAUGUUAUUGCCCAUUGCAUCUGUCAGCUGCUACAUGAUUGGAGGUGGUAGGAAGGUAUUGAUUACCUUUACUAAUGUAUCGAUUACUCGAGGAAUAUGUUAACAUGGUAUAAAAC